AUGUCCAGUGACGACAAGUUGCUUGAAAGCCUGGCAAAGUAUGAACACCUUUUUAAACACCAAACCACACUUGAUACUAACGAUGGAAGAGCAUUUGCUGUGGAUUGGGUUGAUAAUGGCACUAUUUAUGAAACAUAUUUCUGGGUGGAAAGGGAAGGGAAUGAUAUGGAGUUCAAACUGAGCCGAAGAAAAGCAAUUGGAAAAGUCUCUUCUUGUACCCUAACCCAGAUUUUUUCUGUCUACUCUAUUAAUUCCGAAGUUGACCAGUUCAAAAAAGGACACAGAAUAAGAUCUCAUUUUUAUUCCAAUAGUUAUGGAUUGUUGUUGAACACGGCAAAAGAUAAUUCAACUAUCGAGGUUCUAGAUGAUUGUGGCCAAGUACAAACAAUGAAAGUGACCCCCGAAAUCAGAGAAUUCAUUCCCCUCAAAAGUAUUUUGAAAAAGUCAAAGAGCUCAGAAUGGAAACUUGCGAACUAUACUUUUCAAGAUAUUCAAGGACGUACAUUUCAUGGUAAGAUUGUACAACCAGAGCGAUGUCGAUUGCGCAUCGAAUACCAAAUAGGACAAGACAUUCGCACGAAUUGGAUUAGUAUUGGACAAUUUAUCAAAAUUGAACCUUUGGAAAAAAUCAAAAAUCUGGAGAUUGAAUCGAUCGGUCAUUCUUCUUCAGGUGUUGACAUUGAGCAAAGCACCUCCGCUGAACAAGUUCGAGAGCGUAUGGGUCAAGAAGGCAAUCAAUUGAAAUUGAAGGAAUGCGCACAAAUAUUGGCAUCGUUGUCCAAGUUUAAGACUGAGAUGGCUGGAUGGUUAUUUCCAGAAGAACAUUCAUUGUUGAAAAGCUUUGAGCAAAGUCUUGAUCAGUUCCGUGGUUUAGUGCAAACAACAAACACGAACGAACCAAGUUGUGAGAUGUUAAUGACCAUGUUAACCUUGCUAGAGAAAGAGAUAUCUCAAUCAUACCAACAAUGUUAUGAAAGCGCAAAGCAGAAACUGAAUAGUAUCGGUGAACAGUUAGGUGUUCCAUUUUACAAAUCUGAUACCCAAAACCGAUUGAAACGUAUUGAGGACGCGUAUGUUAAACUCAAUAAUAAGUUCGUUGAGGUCACAAAAUCAUUCACUACGCGAGUACAAACCAUUGCGGAAUUGAAUCAGCAAUUGUUGACCAUCCAACAUAACCAGGAAUUGAAAAAACUUGUCAAAAAGCAUGAAAAGAAGAAAUCGAAACUGUUGACCAAAUGGAAUGAAACUUGCUCUCGACAUCAAAGCACCAUGAACGCUUUAGAAAAGAAAAACUUCCAAAAUUAA
Messenger RNA from Naegleria lovaniensis, 1305 nucleotides. RefSeq lists its product as uncharacterized. Lineage: Eukaryota; Heterolobosea; Eutetramitea; Acrasida; Naegleriidae. The coding region runs from base 1 to 1305 and encodes 434 amino acids. The transcript has a single exon. The record is from RefSeq and is a predicted model, not a curated record.